Messenger RNA from Symbiodinium sp. CCMP2456, 963 nucleotides. NCBI's taxonomy places the organism in Eukaryota, Dinophyceae, Suessiales, Symbiodiniaceae. The record is from the annotation of a GenBank genome assembly.
GGCUGGGUGACGAUGAGCCUCCGUGGAAAGGACCUGCUUGCCAAGGCCACCUUGGAAGAGAGCCACAUCUCCGAGGAGUCUACCAGCGGAGGGGACACAAGCGACGGGGACAAGGGCAGCCCAAUCGCCGCCGAGGGGAAGGACGGCCUCUCUGCAGAUGAACGCGCGGCCCUGCGGCGCUAUGAGGCCAGCUUUGGUCGAGGGGACGGCGCAGCCCAUGCAGGCUACAACCGAAAGGCAUUUCCUUGGUUCGUGCAGCGCAAGGCCGCAAGCGAGACAUCAGACGAGGUCAUCAAAGCGACACAGGCAUUCAAGGCAAAGAAAGAGGAGCGCCAGAGGAAGCCCCGUUUGUGGGAUGUGGACUCAGAGGGCGAAGAGGUGACGCUGUGCGCGAGGUGCUUCAUGCCGAUUGGUGAGACAGCAUACGAGGGGAAGGCCAAGAACACCUGCGUCCACCCCGAGUGCUGCGCACAGGUGAUGAUUGAGGAGAUGCAGGAGCAGGAGAGAGGCUUCUUGCAGGAGCAGCGUGAGAAGAAGCAGAAGAAUCGAGCUGAGCACGACAUUGGCUGGUCCACGUCGCUGGUGCCCUCCAGUGCCCCGCUGGCGGAGCAGCUGGGCUCUGGCGAGCUCAGGGGCCUUACCUGCCUCGUUUGGGACGAGGCCGCCCGCUCCGUGCGCGUGGCGCCCACGGCCGAACCCGCAGCUGCCGUGAAUUUGGAGUACCUGGCCCUGGCCCUCAAGGUCCGCCGAGAGUCCCGACGCGAGCCCCUCUUCUCCCUGGAUCCUGUUGAUCCGAAGAAUGUUGAGACCACAGCGCAGAAGAAGCGUUUCGAGCCAGAGUGGCUCGCGGGAACCAGCGUCGGGGACGUGAUGUUCCAGGCCGACUACUUCCUUAAAGAGUUGGCUCUUGGAGAGUACACGAUGCCUGUCGUGGGCAUGCUGAGCGUUUUCGACUGGUCCGAG